Panicum virgatum (switchgrass) is the source of this 456-nucleotide messenger RNA. Its product is annotated as POU domain, class 5, transcription factor 3-like. The transcript has a single exon. The coding region runs from base 1 to 456 and encodes 151 amino acids. NCBI's taxonomy places the organism in Eukaryota, Viridiplantae, Streptophyta, Magnoliopsida, Poales, Poaceae. The record is from RefSeq and is a predicted model, not a curated record.
AUGCCUCCACCCCCUGCGCCUCCUUCUCUGCAGCAGCCGCCAGCUCCCCCAUGCCUGCAGCGCCGCCGGCCCCUGCACACCACGCGCGAGGCCACCCCGUGCGCGCCGCCGGCCGGCCGCCGCUGGCCGCCCGGCCGCACGUCGUUGCCCGCCGGCGCAACCACCGUCAGGCCGCCGUUCCUCACCCACCCGGCCGAGGCAGCUCGCGUCGCCCCUGCCUUGCCUGCGCGGGCCCUGUGCGCACGCCACUGGGCCGCCGCCGCCGCUCCUGGUGCCCCUGUGCGCGCUCUCGUGACCGCCCGCGCGGUCGCCGGCUGCUCGGCCGCGGGCUCGCCCGCGCUGCCACCCCCGACUCACCUGCGCACGGCCGCCGUCCAGCCUGCACGCCGUCUUCACAUCGCUGUCAAUGCCGCGACCGAGAAUUUGAGGACCCCGGCCGCCGCGCCCCUGCAAUAG